Messenger RNA from Lytechinus variegatus (green sea urchin), 9539 nucleotides. It is a transcript of the gene ccdc13, whose product is annotated as coiled-coil domain-containing protein 13-like. The transcript has 16 exons. Gene Ontology annotation, cellular component: centriolar satellite. Gene Ontology annotation, biological process: non-motile cilium assembly; cytoplasmic microtubule organization. Bases 113 to 2362 code for a protein of 749 amino acids. NCBI's taxonomy places the organism in Eukaryota, Metazoa, Echinodermata, Echinoidea, Temnopleuroida, Toxopneustidae. The record is from RefSeq and is a predicted model, not a curated record.
UUGAUUUGAGAAAAAAGAAAUAAUUUGGAAAUAAUAGCAUAAUUUUGGAUUACGGUGCUGUUGCGAAGCUGUGUUUCCAUUCAUAGGAGUUAGCAAUUUGAUAGAAAGCAUCAUGGAUGAGGGAGAUUCAACUCUCAGGCAGCAGUUUCAAGUUCUACAGGAACAACAGCAGAAAAAACUGAUGCGAAUGAAACAGAGACAAGAGGGCAAGGUGGCAAAGAAGGGUGCUUCUUCCAAAUCAGAAGAUGUCAAAGGUGGUGAAAGUCACUUGAAUGGAUUUGGAGUGCAGGAUGACUUGUGCUUGAAGCUGAGUGAUCCAGUAACAAAGAAUGCCAUGUACCAGGAACACAUGAAUGAGGAAUUAUCUGAUAACAUUAGGGAGUUAAAAGAUGAGACUGGGCGGCUGUAUAAACUUCUCAGUGAAAGGGACUAUGAAAUCAGGAAACUUAAAAAACAAAGGGAGCAGGACAGACUCGCUUUAGGAGGAGGUGGGGUUGCCAAUGAGAGUGCUGCCACAAGAAUUGUGGAGCUCUCCAAGAAAUCUCGAGAGCUGACAUCGGAGCUUGAGAGUGAGAAGACAAAGAACAGACAACUUACCCGAAAGGUCCGGGAUCUGGAGAUAGAGAUUAGUCGAGGUUCUAGUAAGCCAAGACCACCAAGCCCUACAGAAGAACAGGCUGCUGCAGUACAGGCUGAGCUGAAGGCAAGUCAGGAUAAACUCAGCCAGGCCAAUGCUAAGAUGGGUGAAUAUCGUACACAGAUAGCCAGCAUGAAACAGGAACUCAAAGUAUGUCAUAAGGUCCUUAGUAAUGAGAUUGGAGACAAUGUAAACAUCCAGUCAUUGCUCAACCAGCCUAGCGGAUGGAAGGGUCGAGCUCAACAAAUACUAUUGCUUCAAAAGAAGGUUGAAAGGUUAAAGUCGCAAACCAACCAGGUACAGAACAUGAGACCUGAUACAGAACUUAGCCUUGAGGAUCGUUUUAUGACCAUGGACAUCACUGAAGAUGGUCUUAGCAUGUCUCCCCUUUCUGCACCAGUACAGAGGACCAGUAAGCCAUCAAUUGAUGAGAAACAGAGAAACAGGGUCAGACAACUGGAGAAAGAAAAGAGAGAAGCAAAAGAACGAGUGAGUAAUGAACUGAAAGCCUUGGAAGAAGACCAUGGUAGGUUGAAGAACAAGAUGGAUGCCUGCAAAGCUCGUAACAAGGUUCUCUCAGAAGAAAUAAAAGGCCUCAAACAACAGGUAGCUAGAUGCAUGGAUAAAGGCAAACAUGAUGAUGAACUCAUUGAGGCCCUUUUGAAACAACAGAGCCAGUUGAAGCAGUCAUUGGACGAGUUGGGUAACAAAGAAAAGCAGAAUGUCGAGCAGCGGGUACGUGAACACCACAACCUACAUCAACAUGCACAGAGGGAAGCUAAUGCCAUGGAGCAGCUCCGUAUCAUCGUCAUGGAGAAAGAGAAGAAGGUCAAGGCUUUAGAGGAGGAAAUUAUCGAGAUGAGAAGACAGAAACAGCAAAUAAAUGGUCUUGAUAGACCCCCUUCAAACCAGGGUUUCACUCUUGGUACCAGACCCCCAUCAAGCCAAGGCUUUGUCCUGAAUCCAGCAGCCACACCCAUCAACAGACCUCCAUCAUCAAACGGAAGGAAGACCCGUAUCAUCACCAAUACCUCACCAGCACCUCCUCCGUCAAGACAAGGAUCACGCACGUUAUCUCAGAUGAGUAAUCGUAGCGGUUCCAGACAGAGUAUCGGUGAUGCAGACUUACCUCCCAGAGGCUCCCCAUUGCGCUCUGUCCGCCCUGCAAGCACAGGGAGUCUGGCGUCAUCAUAUUCCCAUGAAGCAAUCGACUCACUGAAGUUACAGUGCCAAGAGCUUCAGUCACUUAGCCAAGCAGCAGAUGUAGAGAGAGAGAAGCUUCUUGAAUUGGUUGCUGUUCUUCAGAAAAGACUCGAAGAAAGCGCAACAAAAGCAGCUGAUUCCCAGAACAACCUCCAUGAGCUGAAACAGAAGAAUGUUUGGUUAGAAAAACAACUUGGUAGAGCCAAAAUGGAAAGUGGAAAAGGUGGAAAAACAUCUUCAGCGCUCAUUAUGAAUAAAUCUUCAACAGGAUUACUAGGGGUGGAGGAAUUACUAAAAGAUGGCAUACCAAUCUCUCAAGACUCUAUUGACUCAUUACAGCAGAGACUUGCAAUCCAGGUUGAUGAGAAUGAUGCAUUAAAGAUUGCUCUACAGAGUACGCUCAAGGCCAAAGAAGAAGACCUUAAACUUUAUCAUCAGAUGAUGGAUCAGACUAAGAAGGUCUUUCUACAAGGACUCAGACAGUUUAGACAGACCAGUAGUACCCAACAGCAGUCUAGCUAACAAGAAUCCAACUUAAAGGGGUACACAAGGGUGAAUAUAAGCUGUAGAAAUAGAGCUUGAUUAAACAAACAAAAUAUCUAUUAGAAUCAGGCAAAAGAUAAUGAAGCUAUUGGAUUUCAAGGAUUGUAUUUAUUUCAGUGAAACAGUUCUAUGCACGUUGCCAUGCAUAUGCAAGGAGUGAGCUGGUAAUCUCAUGCCCCUAGUCCUUUUAUUUUUAUUUUAUUAAUUCAAAUUUCAUUUUUGUCUCACCUGCAUAGCAGACUGGGACUUUAGGCGGCACUUUUCUUGCGACAGCAGUCGCAUCAACAUCAAAUCUUAUUCAAAGGUUAAGUCUUUUAAUUAACAACAUAACUUAGAAAGUAUAUGAACAAAGUUCAUGAAACAUGGACAUUAGCUUAAUCAAGUAUUACUGAACAUCCUGCUUGAGCUUUAGGUCACAUGAUUGAGGUCAAAGGUCAUUUAGGGUCGAUGAACUUAGACUGUGUUGGGGGAAUCAACAUCAAAAUCUUAACCUAAGAUUAAGUUUUUGAAAUGUCAUCAUAACUUCGAAAGUAAAUGGACCUAGUUCAUGAAACUUGGCCAUAAGCGUAGUGAAAUAUUACUGAACAUCCAGCCUGGAUCAAUGAAUUUUGGUCAAGUUGGGGGAAUUUGUUGAAUUGCCAUCAUAACUUUGAACCUUCAUGGAUCUGAUUCAUAUAACUUGGACAUAAGAGUAAUCAAGUAUCACUGAACAUCCUGUGCAAGUUUGAAGUCACAUGCCCAAAGUCCAAGGUCAUUUAAGGACAAUGAACUUUGGCCAUGUUUGAGGUAAUCAUUAAAUUGCUGUCAUAACUUUCAAAGUUUAUGGAUAUAGUUUAUGAAAUGUGGACUUUAGUUUUCAAAGUCAGCACUGCUGCUAUAUUGAAUCGUGUAAUGCAGGUGAGACUGUCAGAGGUGCUCCACUGGUUUCAUGAAUCAUCUCCUUUGUAAUAUAAAUGUGUGACAAUAUUGAGGAUGUUAAGUAUGAGAUUGUCAGUCUAUCAAAUUUCAACAUUAUUGGAAUAAUUUAGAUUUUCUGAUUUUGUGAAUAAAAAAUGAAUGAAAUGAAGAAAAAGUAGGGAGACAUCACCAGCUUGUUCAUUACAUAUCCAUGAUAACAUGCAUUGAAAUGUUAAAGUGGAAUUACUUUUUUUUUAAUAGUUAUUUUUCAUAGAUUUUGAAUGGUUUUUCGCUGUCUUUCUUGUUUGAUUUUACUCUAACCUUUUAAGUCUUAUAUUUUCAGCCUAGGGUACCCUUUUAAUCAUUGUUUGCAUCUGCAGUGUUGGAUGAAUAUACUUUUGUUUUGUGCAAUUUAAAGUGGCUUGAAUUUUUUAUUAAAAUGUAUCUCUUUUUUUGUUGAUUUGACUAAUACCUCAGCCAAACAAAGUUUGAAAAGGGUGCAAAUGAGUUAUGUGAUUAACAGGUGGCUGGAUGUUCGGUCCAUCCAUCCGUCUGUCAUUCCAUCAGUCUGUAGUAAAUCUUGCAGAUCAAGUUUCUCCCUCAUUUUUAGAUUAUGUACAUGUAAUUUAGCAGACACAUUGGUCUUACAAUGGAUAUGUGCAAGACUUGUUUUUCUUUGAUGCUUGUAAAACUGCAUUUCUAUGUUGAUAGCAAUAUGUGAUUUUUAGUGAUCAUUGAAGAUCUGCUUGAAGGACUGACUUCAAACUUUGUUUAUAUUUACACAUAUAUAGGAAAGCCAAUGAUCUAUAGUUUGGGGGAAUGGCUUGUUCUUGUUAAUAAUUUAAUCUCUAGAUCAACAAUAUAAUUACACCCAGAUUGAUUUCAUGGUUUUCUGAACUCAUUGAUUCUUAAUCUGCAAGGAAACAGACAAGCUUAUUUUUCAAGCAGUGUGAAUGUCCCAGAAUAUGAAAUUUGUGUUCAUUGUUGUACACCCUUUAAAUGCAAAUAGAUAUCUGAAUGGAUAUCUGAACCGAAAGCUCUUUCUUUGUAGUUUCAGGGCUGGAAUCUAACACAUAUCCAUUUUCUAGUGAUUUCUGUCUCCAAUGCUUGUAUACAUCUCACAUUCUUUAUAGAGCUAAUCCUCCAUUUUCCAUGUCAAGGCAAAAUCAUCAGUUGGUUUUCUUCUUUUUCAACAGUUUGAAUCAUGCCAGCUGUGCUUGUGAUCUUUGGAAUCCUCUAUUCUAGUUUAAUCAAUAUCAAAUUUCACACUUCAUCUUUUCACACCUUUCUGGCUAGACACAGUCAAAUUUUGAGAAUAUCAGUAUAGAUAUUAAACUUGAAAGUAUUCAAGCAUACUAGCUUUAAUCAGGACUCUUUUUAUGAAGUUGUGUAAAAAAAAAGUGUACAGGAACCAGUAGCAAGUGUAAGGUUUCUUUGAGUUUCAUGGUAACAAGGAACAAUUGUUAUUAGUAUUGGCUGUGUUUUGGCGCUACUGGAAUUCUCUCUUUGUAUUUUGUUUACUUUUGCCUAGAAGGGGAUACCAUUGCACAGAGUCAAUAUUAUGAUAUUAAACAAUGGCUUUGGGGAUAAGAAUGUCUCAAUAACAUGAACACGGUAAGAAGAAAAGUGAAAGUUUGUGAAAACAAAUUUAUAACGUGAAACCUGUUUAAGAAAUAAGCUCAAUUUCACAUUCAGAAGAGGAAGGAAAGUUCAUGACAACAAAUUUCUAGAUAUGAAGCUUGUUUAAAGAAAAUACUCAAGUGAAAGGAUUACUGAACAUUAAUAGUACCAAGUACUCUCAUCCUUUUACCUUUUUUUAACAGUUUGACAAUGAUUCUCUUCUAAAAAUGUUUUCAAAGUAUGUGUACUAAACUUUACCUUGUGUAUUUGGAACAUCCUUCAUUCGCCUUAAAAGCUCAUUCAAAAUCCAUCUUAUGUGGGAUUAAAAGUACACCUGACCAACAAGUAAAGUUGUUUUUUAUGUUCAAGAGAUUGAAUUUUGAAUGUAUAAUUUGUGUAUUUCUUUUAAGAAAAUAUUAUGUGAAAGUUGUUUGAUAAUCAUAACAGUGACUAGUAAAUAAUAAAUUUCAGCUUUCUAUAAAAAGAAUAUAUACUGAACUGUGCAUUAUAUACUAAAAGAGAUUGAUUAUGGUAUCUAAUUAUAAUUUUUUUUUGGGGGGGGUGAGGGUACGAUUUAUCUCCAGAACAACAGAACCACAAACUGAUGAAGAAUGAUAUAAUUAAUAAUUGUAAUUAGUCUGCCAUACGUAGGCCAUCAUGUAACCUUGGUUUAUCCAAUCAUGGUAUAAUUUCCCAGAUUUUGGCAUGUAUGUUGGAAGUCAGACAAGUUGCUUCUUAAUUCAUGCAGUGCAUUUGUCCUGGGCUACGUGAUACAAACAUCAUAUCAUUCUUCGACCUUGGUUAAUUUCCAGCGACUCGACCUUGUAUAUAUCUAUACAUGUUCAUCUAUUAUGGCAUUUGUGGUUGUACAUGCUUUAUUACUUUCAUCACAAAGCUUUCUCUCAUUGCCUUUGUACGUAUUGUUUGUACUAUUUUCUAUGUAAUGUUACGUAUGAUUAAGUAUGCUGUACAUAUUCCAGUGAAUACAUGACUUAACAUCAUUACCAUGUGUCUUAUAGCCUUUUGUUCUUUGUAAUCAUGAAACUUUUAUCUGAUCAAUGAACUGGAUAUGUGGUGAUGAUGGAAAGUGGAGGAGAACGGAGGUAUUGUGAUGAACAACUGGAAGUCAUGCGGGCAAAAAUAACACGAGGACAAAUAGUUCAAGGCUUUUUCAUCAGAAUAAACUGAAAUGAAAUGCACACAAAUCUUGUCUUACUGUAGUGAUUCUUCUGGCAUAAUGCUAUGCAGUAAUAUUGAAAUUAUUUGAAGACAUCCAAACAGACAAAUGAAAUUGAAAAAAAUAUAUAAACUCUAUCAGAAACUAAUAGAAGCUCCAGUGAGAUGUAUUUCAAUGUAUUACUAGGAUUAUAUUUUAAAUUGAAAAUCUGGAUAUCAUGAAAAUAUUUUUGUGACAUUUUCAUCAUAACUACAAUCACCACUACCACCGUCACAAUCAUCGGCAUCAUCACUACCAUCAUAAUUAUCACUAACACUACCACUUCCACCAUAUAAUCAUCGCCAUCAUCACUACCAUCAUCGUCUUCAUCACUAACACCACCACUAACAUCCCUUUUCAGAGGAAUAAAAACAAAGUGAGCUGCAAGAUAUAGCCUUUACUUUAUUGCAGAAUAUCGUCUUCUAAUCCAAGGCAGUACAUUCACACUUACAUGUUUUGUGUUUAUACAACAUUUACCAUAACAAAAUAAAAACAUAUUCAAUUGAUCAUACUCAAAGCUAAAAUGGGGGCUUUCUUUUCAUCAGAAAAUAAAGUUGUGUUAUAUUAUAAUUAGGUGGUAAGGUGAUAAGAAAUCAUCAUCUUGGAACAUGAUUUUCCAAGACUCAAACUUCCAACGCUCAUGACCAAUCCAAGUAAUCCAUGUAAUCACUUCCUUGAGACAACUUGGGUGUUUGAUUGCUUUUAAGAAAAAUACAAUAAAUCAUGGAGAUAAAAGUACAUGUAAAAGAGGUCAUAAAUCAUGUUUAAACUCGCAUUAAACAAAACAUAUGAGGAGUAAGGUAUUAUUUGUAUUUACAUACACAUGUUUAAUUCAAUUCUUUAAAAAGUUUCUGUUGAACAAAAAUAUAUUUCAGUGACCUGUUGCCUCCAUACCAACAAUGUUUGGUCAUCAAGGACUCCUGAGGGUCGUAUUGUCAAAAUAAAAACAUGGAAAAUAAUAAAAUGUAAUAUCAAAGGAUAACGCUUAGCACAAAAAGAGCAGACAUGCUACAAACUUGAUAAUUAUCUAGACUAUCACAUGGGAAAUUAUUUCAUUAAUUUUAACUCCAAUGAUGUUUAAUUAUUUAUAACUGGUAAUUAACAUGUCAAAUAUAUCUCACUUGGAAAAGAGUACAAUAAAGUUACCAUUAUCAAAAAGAUAACUUUUCAUCGAUUUCCAAUUGUGAUUUUUAAAAUUUCAAAGCAGAAUAUAGUGCAUUAUUUUGAGUGAGAAUAUACUACAAAAUUCAAUUGUGGAUAUACCAGUAUAUACUAUCCAGUAUUUAAAUUGAAUAUACACUCAAAUACAAAAAAAUGGACAACACCUGUUGUACUUGUGAACAGUUGUUAAUUACAGUGUAUGUUGUAACCUAAUAUGCACGUUCAGCUGUCAUACAUAUGUUCAGUGGUCACGAGUGAUUCGAUAUGGAUUGCAGCAGAAAUAAAGCACGAAUAUGAAUCCUAGAAAAAAGUAGAGUGAAUUGUCUUUCUAGUGCUAUUUGCAAGAAAAGGAUGAUACCUGUCAGAUUUUGUUACACACAUGUUUAAAUCAGUGUUAGUAACUUCGCAAAAAAUGUUUCCAUAAUGCAACAAUAAAUCAUCUUUAUGUAAUGUUCAUGUCAAGCAAUACAAUCUAGAGUAAUAAAUAGAAAACACAGAUAAAUACUUGGUAGAAGACUUAUGAUUCAAGAGAAGAGUGAAGUAACAAUUGUGUUUUCUAUCUUUACAUAUACACUGACUAUAAAUACACAUAGCAUCAUAGAAAACAAAUCUACCAGAGUCAAAUGUCAACCAAACUCAAAAUGGACAAAUCAUUUCAUAUUUUGGAAUAAGUGAGCUGGUAGUGCAUUUCUUCAGACACAAGUGACACUAUGGUUUGCAAAUGAUUGCACCCCCCCCCCCAAAAAAAAAGCAAUGACUAAUCAACAUUAGCAUUGCCAUCUGCAUUUUCUUCAACAGACUGACCUUAACCAAUCUUUUUUUUUCAAAACACUUAUCCAUUGCAAGUUUUGCAACUACAGGAAUUAUUACUUCAAAUAUACUACUCCUCUAAAUUCAUACACAUUCUCACUAAUCAUUUAAAGAGAUGUUACAUAAAAUAACAAGUAAAUAUAUUGUUGCGAUAGACUUAAGAGCAAUGACAGAUUCAGCUAUUAAGAUUAAGUUUCAAAGUAUGAACACUGGCAUAAUUCAUACCAUUUUUUUUUCAUCAAACAUCUUUUUUUUUCUUUCUUCCUUUUUUUAUAAAGAUUUUCUUUCACUAGUACUUUCCUUUGAAAUGGUAUCAUACCAACUUAUCAAUUAAUUCAAAGUGAAAUAAAAGCUCUUGCCUAACAUCAAAUCGAACGAAAUCUUCUUAAAUAGUAUGAUCCUGUGUGAUAGACAAUGCUAGAUAUUUUACAUGCAGCUUGGUUUUAGAGUGGUGGCACCUUUAUAUCAUGAGUUGUAUUUUCAAUUUAAAGAUACAAUGUCUUCAGCUUUCAUUACGAGGCAAUGAUUAUUCACUUAACUGAUCCCCAAAUUAUGACAGAUCUAGGGGUGUUUCACAAAGAUUUGAAAACGGCUUAAAGUCGCAGCACUUAAAAUUGCCUUCAAGUAGUUUCCUCUCAUUGUCAUGAUUGUGUUUCUUAUAUCCGUUGUCAUUUCCCAUUCCAUGUAACCUUUUAAUUUCCUUUUCUCAGUGCCUUGAGCAUGUAAUCAAUGUGGAUUUGGCUCUUAAGAAAUACUCUAUAUUAAAUGCUGAUGCAUACAUGAUAUAUAACAAGCAGUCUCAUUGAUCAAUACACUGUAGUGCACGUUCUCUUUGCAAGAUCUGACCAAUACAGACAUGUCUUAUAUACCUCACGCAACUAGACAGUUAAGAGCGACUCUAGGUCAUACUUAAAUCUUUGUGAAACAACCCCCAGGGGAAAAGAUUAUCAAAGAUAUAUAAGCGGAGCCACGAACUGGCUAUCUCAGCAUAAGGCACCUGAAUCGUCAGAAGACCAAGCCGGUCUUUCCUGCAGGAAUCCUUCAUAAUAUAGCUUUUUUAUCAUCAAUUCUCACAUUUAAUCAUUAACAUGAUGGGACUGCAGGAAAGCUGAAAUGAAAAGACGAAAAGCGCCACUGAAGCAGGAUAUCAGCUAUAAGUAGUGGCACAGACAUCUGCCUAAGGCAUUCUAAAUCUCAGCCUCAGUCAAUUUCUGCUACAAGAGUCUCCAAUCUAUGCAGAUUAUACAGCACAUCACAUAGUAUUUGUUAAACCUCCCCAACUUAAUAGAUGGAAAAAGAACUUGAAUGGUAAUGAAUUUUCCAUGAAAGCUGACAGACACCGUACCUCUCCUCCCUCAAUCAACUUCAUCAUUUCACAUGCAUUAGAUGAGAAACAUUGCAAAUAUGAAUACAAUCUUUUGGUCUACACCAAAUAAUGUGCAACCACCCCAC